GGCCAUAUCUUUUCAAUAAUGAUUAAAUACUUAAGCCCUCCUCUCAGAAUAGGCCCGACUUGUCUUUAGGAUACCUUGUAAGCUGUUGUCUCUGUUCAUCAAUGAUUUAAGAUACUUGGAAGGUUCCUGAUGUUAUCCUGCCAACUAUGUGCCCUGGAGAAAGAGAUAGUUUGUGAAUAUGAAACCUUAUAAUGGCUUCUGGCCUUUGCUCUCCAGGUUGGAGCUGCCCUGGGUGAGCUGCUGCAGUCUUUAGCCAAGCAUGCUGUGGUCGGAUCUGCCUAGCCGUGGAACAGAAACAUUUGCUGGAUGGAAAAUCCAUAAAAGAAAGCUUCUGUGAAAUACUGAGACGACAACUUCAGCAAAAAGCUAACCAUCUCACCAUUUCCUGAGUACUUGGGAGCUGCCGAGGUCCCUGCUAAUGUGCUGACUGUCACUAUGGGCAGAUGGUACCCGGAGGCUUCCUGUCAUCCAGGCAGCUCAUAUUGCAAGCUAUAACGUAUUUCCUGCACCACUGCUGACACCCAGUGACCCAUGUCAGAAGUACUUCCAGCUGACUCGGGUGCUGACACCUUGGCAGUGUUUAUGGCCAGCAGCGGAACCACAGACAUCGCAAAUCGCAGCAGCCCAGUCACACCACCAAACACCCUUAAUCUCCGUUCCUCUCAUAAUGAACUGUUGAACGCUGAAAUAAAGCACUCCGAUGCCAAGAACAGCACACCUCCCAAAUGCAGGAAAAAAUAUGCACUAACUAACAUCCAGGCGGCUAUGGGCCUCUCAGAUCCCGUGGCGCAGCCCCUGCUGGGAAAUGGCUCCGCUAACAUCAAGCUGGUGAAAAAUGGGGAGAACCAGCUCCGGAAGGCUGCUGAGCAGGGGCAGCAAGACCCCAACAAAAACAUCAGCCCUGCUGCAGUCAUCAACAUAACUUCUGAGAAGUUAGAGGGGAAAGAGCCCUGUGCCCAGGAGCCCUUGGGCUGUGAGAUUUUACCCUCCCAGCCCAGGAGAACUAAGAGCUUCCUCAAUUACUAUGCAGAUCUGGAAACCUCAACCCGAGAACUGGAGCAGAACCUGGGCAACUGCCAAGGAACUGAGGAAGACAAGGUCCAGCCGGGCCAGGGCCAGGCUCCUGCCAUCAUCGGGAAUGGAGACUUGCUACUGCAGAAACCAAGCAAACCCCAGUCUAGUCCAGAAGAUGGCCAGGUAGCCACCAUAUCAUCCAGCCCGGAGACCAAGAAGGAUCACCCUAAAACGGGGGCCAAAACCGACUGUGCACUCCACCGGAUCCAGAACCUGGCCCCGAGUGAUGAGGAGUCAAGCUGGACAACACUGUCCCAUGACAGCGCCUCCCCCAGCACCCCAGAUGAAGCAGAUAUCUGGAGUGAUCACUCAUUUCACACAGAUCCGGAUCUUCCGCCUGGCUGGAAAAGAAUCAGUGACAUUGCUGGUACCUAUUACUGGCACAUCCCAACAGGAACUACUCAGUGGGAGCGGCCUGUCACCAUCCCAGCAGAUCUUCAGGGUUCUAGGAAAGGGUCUCUUAGCUCUGUAACGCCAUCUCCCACCCCAGAGAAUGAGAAACAGCCAUGGAGUGAUUUUGCUGUUCUGAAUGGGGGAAAGAUUAAUAGUGACAUUUGGAAGGAUUUGCAUGCAGCCACAGUUAACCCAGAUCCUAGUUUAAAAGAAUUUGAAGGAGCAACACUACGCUAUGCAUCUCUGAAACUCAGAAAUGCCCCUCAUGCUGACGAUGAUGAUUCUUGUAGUAUCAACAGUGACCCAGAAGCCAAGUGUUUUGCUGUGCGCUCUCUGGGGUGGGUAGAGAUGGCAGAGGAGGACCUCGCCCCAGGUAAAAGCAGCGUGGCUGUCAACAAUUGCAUCAGGCAGCUUUCGUACUGCAAAAACGACAUCCGUGACACGGUUGGCAUCUGGGGAGAGGGCAAAGACAUGUACCUGAUCCUGGAGAACGACAUGCUCAGCCUGGUGGACCCCAUGGACCGCACCGUGCUACACUCCCAGCCCAUCGUGAGCAUCCGCGUGUGGGGCGUGGGCCGAGACAACGGCCGAGAGAGGGAUUUUGCUUAUGUAGCAAGAGACAGAGACACAAGGAUUUUGAAAUGUCAUGUAUUUCGAUGUGACACACCAGCAAAAGCCAUCGCCACAAGUCUCCACGAAAUCUGUUCCAAGAUUAUGGCCGAACGGAAGAAUGCCAAAGCCCUGGCCUGCAGCUCCCUACAGGAGAGGACCAACGUGAAUCUUGAUGUUCCCUUGCAAGUAGAUUUUCCAACACCAAAGACUGAGCUGGUCCAGAAGUUCCACGUGCAGUACCUGGGCAUGUUACCUGUAGACAGGCCAGUUGGCAUGGAGACCCUGAACGGUGCCAUAGAAAGUCUGAUGACCUCAUCUGACAAGGAGGAUUGGCCAUCAGUGAACAUGAAUGUGGCCGAUGCCACGGUGACAGUCAUCAGUGAGAAGAGUGAAGAGGAGGUCCUGGUGGAGUGCCGAGUGCGAUUCCUGUCCUUCAUGGGCGUCGGGAAGGAUGUCCACACGUUUGCCUUCAUCAUGGACACCGGGAGCCAGCGCUUUGAGUGCCACGUGUUCUGGUGCGAGCCGAAUGCCGCCAAUGUGUCCGAGGCAGUCCAGGCCGCCUGCAUGUUACGCUAUCAGAAGUGCUUGGUGGCCAGGCCGCCUUCACAGAAAGUCCGACCACCUCCUCCACCAGUGGACUCAGUGACCCGAAGAGUCACAACCAAUGUAAAGCGAGGAGUCUUGUCCCUCAUUGACACUUUGAAACAGAAACGCCCGGUCUCGGAGAUGCCAUAGCUGCACACAUUCAAGGACUCUGGCGUCCCCCUGAGGAUUGAAGAGUUACACUAAAGAAAAGGACCUGCGCCCAGCCUUCCAUUCAGUUGCUGAUGCUUUGUCUCCAGAGAGUUUAUCUGUACCCAAACAGUGUUAGACAAGCAUGUUCUCUGUCUUGCUACCACCAUGUGAUAUGAAAAGAAGCAUGAAUACUUUUUUUUGCUGUAAGUUACAUCAUGAGCAGUGGAAGGUCUUUUUCUUGUUGUACAUAUCAUGGUCUUGGCUUCACACACAGAGAAAGACGCCCGCCUGCGUCCUUGGAGUCAACACUGCCAGAGUCGUUUCUCGGCUUCUCGGCUGAUCUGUGAGGAGCAGCCUCCGGCCUGCAGCACCUUGCCCAUUUUCAGCCUUGGGAACACAGUGCACUGCAGAGUGGAUGCCACUGAAGUGCUGUAAACAUAGGAUGGGUUUUAGUUUUCCAUAAAAUUGAAACUUGUUGGUUGACAAAAUCGGCUGUUGGCGUCAGUGUAGAAAUAAGCGAGCCGCUUUCCUUGGCGAGCUUUGACAGGCAGACACCAUUUCAUAUCGACUGCCGUCGGUGGGAAGUUGUGGGGGGAGUAAAACUUUAAAAUUAACGAGAAACUAAAUUUGAGGAAUUAAAAUCAAACAAAAAAGAGCCUUUUCAGGUGGUUUUCAAACUGAUUAUUUUAAAAAGAUGAACAAGAUCCUAAUGCAUUUUGGGUGGGACAUAUUUCAGACUUCUGCCUUACACUGUAUGAUGCCGCUAGAGAAUUAUAGUUCACUAUGGUCAUUCUCUGCACAAACACUAGGUGAAAUAUUCCUCAUGGUCUCUCAUCCUUAGUUUGAUAACUAGCCAAUAUGCAAUUUGGAGUCGAGGAAAUGUCAUUCAUAUCUCUGUCGCACACUGUUGUUUUAGAUUUGUGUCACCACGUUAUUUUUGUUGGUCCACUUCCUAGAGGUAAAUCUGCUAGAAUCUGGCUCAUUUUUAUUCCAAUGCUUUUUGUCCAGAAAGUUGUCUGUCUGUUACAUAUUGUCCAUGGCAACAGAUUACAUUUAGUUGAAACUUUCUUGAAUUUAUGUAUUUAAUAUUAGAAUUUGUUGAAUCCAGCAGGAUAUAUUUUAAAACAUAUUUUUCCACUUUAUUCUCAAGACUUAAAUAUUUCACAUCAGAGUGAAGUAUUCAUAGGAAAGAUGGCCUAUUUAACGGUUUCCCAAAAAUAGCAUUUCCCUGCUUUUUAUGUGGAUAAGAAACUUAGCUAUAAAGAUAUACAAAUUUAGACUCCUGUUGACGUUGUUUUAAAAGGAAGUUGCUAAGGAGAUCAAUCUCAACAUUAGUCUUGUUUACUUUGUAAUGUCAAAAUUAGUGUUUAUGACAACCAGUCAUAAAAGGUAAUGGUUUAUGUUUUUACACAGCUUUGUACUUUGUCAAGAUGGUUUCUACAUCCUUAUCACAUUUGAGCCUUAUAUGGUAGAAAAGGUACUAAACACACUGGAGAAAUAAAAUACGAAGUACCAAGAGGCUAAAUCCAUUGGCCUAAGAUCUCACCAAAGCUCGUGAGGGCCAGAAGCAGGACCCACACACCCACCUCCAGCUCUUGCUGUCUUAUUCCCCUCCACCCUUGUCAGGAAGACUGUUCCCAGUGACUCUGGGCAUCUGCAAGAGCAGACAUGAAAGCACACACUGUCAGGCAGUCUCAGAACCCCCUGCAGAGGCAGGGAAGCCUGUUCAUGUUACUCGGGCAGUGGUAUCAAAUCCCUCACCGCCGCCCUCGCUGUCCAGGACUGCUUGCUGUUGCACACCUGAAAUAUGCUGGAGAGGACCGGGCAUUCACAUUCGGUACAGCCUGUUCCGACCUGAGGUUUCCAGAGGGCACAGUCCUUGUGGUAGAGGCAUUCCUCACUGAUGGCCCUUACCCACCAGAGAACAUGAGUAGGAGGCCUCUGUCUGCCAUGGAUGGGGCACAGCAGGGCUGGGGGUGUUUGCUGGCACCCUGAUGUCAAAA
Molecule: messenger RNA, 4817 nt
Organism: Fukomys damarensis (Damara mole-rat)
Lineage: Eukaryota; Metazoa; Chordata; Mammalia; Rodentia; Bathyergidae
Gene: Apbb2
Product: amyloid beta precursor protein binding family B member 2
Exons: 17
Coding region: 532-2814 (760 amino acids)
Biological process (GO): regulation of DNA-templated transcription
Cellular component (GO): nucleus; cytoplasm
Molecular function (GO): transcription factor binding; amyloid-beta binding
Source: RefSeq, a predicted model, not a curated record